AUGAGUGGUACAAUGCAAACAAAGUUAUUCAAAACUGUCUGUAAACGUGCUGCAUUAAUGCGUGCUCCCUAUCGACAAUCCUCAUGGACAAAUAAUAUCAGUCCAACAAAAAAGAAGUUGUCAUCACAAAGUAAAAUAAAAAGCAAUGUUCGAACAAAAUCCAUGGAAUCAAAUAAUAAUAAUAAAAAAUUAAUAAAUAAAAAACUUGUUUUGCCGUUUUCUCGUCGAUUGAUUCUAAUUGAUCGUCCAUUUGAAAAAACAAAUCAAAAUGCUGUGCACAUAGACAAAAAUAUAUAUGGUGAUUAUCAAAGUCAACAAUCUGAACUUUCAUCAUCAACAUCACAAUACUAUUUAUCCAGUGAUGAUGAACAUAAUUCUGAACACAAUAAUUCAUAUGUAUCAAUAUCAUCACCACCAUCACCAUUUCUUUGUGAUCCUUAUGAGUCGUAUGAUUGGGAGUGUUAA
Molecule: messenger RNA, 465 nt
Organism: Rotaria sp. Silwood2
Lineage: Eukaryota; Metazoa; Rotifera; Eurotatoria; Philodinida; Philodinidae
Source: the annotation of a GenBank genome assembly